AUGUAUCUCUACCGUUCAUUGCAAUCACUAGUGAGUCUUAUUUAUAAAACAAUCAUCCAGUACUCAGAAAAUCUUCAAUUAAAGGUCGAAGCAUGUUCUUUCCUGUUGGCUACACUUUUGAUUGUCGGAUCAAUAUUUUGGCCAACAACCGGUCUUCUUAUCAUCAAUUCAAGAUCAACAGAACUUGCUGAUCAUAAAAUUAUUCGCUCUAGUUAUCCAAAUGAUGAAAUCCAUUGUUUAAUCGGUUAUACGGAUAUUGGAGAUGAUAAUAAGGAUAACAAUGGCAAUAAUAAUAAUAAUAAUCUGAUAACGAUUAGUAAACGGCUAACUGCCUAUUUAAGUGAUUAUUUCUUACACUCUGGAUUAAAUCAAAAUCCACCUUAUUGGUGUGGUGAACAAUAUAAUUGUACUAAAUUAGUUUAUGAAAAGAUUAAUCCUAUAUCACAUUCUACAUUAUAUCCUAUAAAUAAUUAUUAUCUAUUUAUUGUUCAACGUGUAUUCAAUAACACCUAUGGAUAUAUGAGUUAUGCGCCGCACUUUGCAUUCAUCUCACCAGAUACUGCAGUUGACGUCUAUCUUUCAUUAAAACAAUUGGUCGAUGAAUUCUUCAUGGAGUUACACAACAAACAGUCUAACAGGCAGUCAACUGGCAAUGUGAAACAUUUGUUAAACAUAAGUGUUGUUGCACUGAAACGUUAUGACUAUUCUGAAAUGAUAUUGAAUCGUAAAUUAGAAAUAUUUGGAAAACGUUUCAUCAUUAUCCUGAUGUCAGUGCAUAAGUAUUUAGCUGUUGCAUGUAUGACAAUCUGUUAUUGUACUAUUAUGUGUUCAGAUAAAGAGACUGGUUUUCGUUCAUUAAUGGCACUGAUGGGUUUACGUCGACUAUCGUUUAUCUUAUCACAUUUUAUAUUAUGUCAAGUAUCGGUAAUCAUCUUCUCUGGUAUGUCAACAUUAAUCGAUUAUUUGUUCAGCUCAAAUUUAACGGAUAAAGACAUUACAAACAAAGACCAUUGGUUAUUAUUUGCAGUGAAUAUUAUAGCUAGUUGGCAUCAAUUUGGUCUUGCUCUUAUUCUCUCAUCAAUAUCACAUUCAACAAAGUAUUUUUUAUUCCCCUUAUUAACUGUAUUCGCUAUACUGGUCACUUUUCAAUUGAUUAUAAGUCAUAAAGCAUCAAAUGUUCAGCCUCUUGAAUUUUAUACAAAAUUGGAUGAUAUUGGUUAUUUACUGUUGAGUUAUGCGCAUGCAUCAAUGAAUGUUCAGAUUCUAACAGAUAAAACAAUCGGUGGGCAAACAGGAAAUCUUACACUAUACCUAGUUGUACAUGUUCUUUGCGCAAUUGGCACCUGGUUGCUAGGAAUUUAUCUCGACUGCAUACUUGAUACCGGUUCAGGACAUAAAUUCAAUUGGAAUUUUCCAAUAGAAUAUUGUAAAUUAUACUAUAAAUCAUUUCAUUCUUCCGGUGAUGAUGAUAUUAAACAUAUUAAAGGAUCAUCACCCAGUGAACAACGAUCACCAGGACGGCGACAGCAUCAUCACCAGAAGCAGCACCUACAGCGGGAGCAACAACAUCAACAAAAGGAAAGUCAAUCAGUAACACCGCUAACACCAACAUCACAACAACAUCAGCAGCAGCAUAAAACCCAACCAUCAUCACGAGCUACUUCAGUGUCAAUGCCAUCAAGUUUUUCAUAUAAUCAUCGUAAUGACAAACGACAUGCGAAAUCCCGUAAUGAUAUGAUUGAGGAUAUUAGUCAUCGCUCUACACGUGUUCGAUUGAAACAUGUUAGAAAAGUUUAUACACAAUGGAAAUGUUUUAAACGAACUGAUUUUGAAGCUAUCACCAAUAUCAAUAUGUCAUUACAAAAAGGUGAGAUAACUGCGAUUCUAGGACAUAAUGGUGCCGGUAAAACAACAAUAUUCAAUAUACUCGCCGGUUUACAACCAGCUACUGAAGGUUAUAUUCGAAUAUUUGGACAAAUCUAUUGA
This is a messenger RNA of Trichobilharzia szidati, 1986 nucleotides long. NCBI's taxonomy places the organism in Eukaryota, Metazoa, Platyhelminthes, Trematoda, Strigeidida, Schistosomatidae. The record is from the annotation of a GenBank genome assembly.